ACUAUCCCUAGCUACAAACAGCAAUGAAGUUUCUCUCACUAGAAUCUCUUGCUGCUUCUUCAUUACUUAGAGUUUUUUGCAAUGUAGUCAUUUUCAUACUCUGCCAAUACAAUGGUGCUGCCAAGGGGUCACUUCCCUUUAAUGAAACGGUCCCUGCGGUGUUCGUUUUCGGGGAUUCGAUCGUAGAUCCCGGGAACAACAACAACAACAUCAAAACCGUGGUGAAAUGCAACUUCCCACCUUAUGGGAAGGACUUCCCUGGAGGAAAUUCUACUGGAAGGUUCAGCAAUGGAAGAGUUCCCUCAGACAUUAUAGCUGAAAUAUUUAAUGUCAAGAAUAUAGUGCCUGCCUACCUAGACCCGAAUCUGCAGCUAAAAGACCUUCUUACCGGAGUGAGUUUUGCCUCAGGAGGAGGAGGGUAUGAUCCCCUAACAGCUGAAUUUGUGUCUGUUUUAUCGUUGUCGGAUCAACUAGAGAUGUUCAGAGAAUACAAGAGCAAGUUAAAGGCAGCAGUUGGGGAGAAGAGACUAGAGAUGACGAUAUCCAAGAGCAUAUUCAUAGUGUGCUCAGGAACAAACGACAUUGCAAAUACUUAUUUUUUAGGUCCAUUUAGGAGACCCCAUUAUGACAUUCAAGCUUAUACUGAUCUCAUGGCUAACUCAGCCUCAAGUUUCUUACAGGGUCUUUAUGGAGAAGGAGCAAGGAGAAUAGGAGUAGUAAGUCUGCCUCCAAUUGGGUGUGUCCCAGCUGAGAGAACACUGAGUGGAGACAUUUUCAGACAUUGUUCAGAGCCUCCCAACCAAGCAGCAUCACUCUUCAACUCCAAGCUCUCUUCUCUAAUGGAUUCCCUCAAUGUUGAACUCCCACAAGCAAGGCUUGUCUACCUUGACAUCUAUAACCCUUUGAUUUCCAUUAUCCAAAACCCUCCUCAAUAUGGAUUUGAAGUGGCGACUAAGGGAUGCUGUGGGACGGGGAAUAUAGAAGUCAGCAUUUUGUGUAAUCGUUAUACGACAACCACUUGUAGUAAUGCUUCCAAGUACAUUUUCUGGGACAGUUAUCAUCCUUCUCAAAAAGGAUACGAAGUACUCACACAUCUUGUCCUCCACAACAAGAUAGACAGAUUCUUCUAAUUCUAAUACCUCACCUCAUAUAAUUGUGAGGUCUCUUUUGUAAUUUGCACUUGUUAUUAUUAUUAUUAUUAUUAUUUAUAUA
Messenger RNA from Morus notabilis, 1212 nucleotides. RefSeq names its product GDSL esterase/lipase EXL3. The transcript has 5 exons. NCBI's taxonomy places the organism in Eukaryota, Viridiplantae, Streptophyta, Magnoliopsida, Rosales, Moraceae. The record is from RefSeq and is a predicted model, not a curated record. Bases 24 to 1130 code for a protein of 368 amino acids. Gene Ontology annotation, cellular component: extracellular region. Gene Ontology annotation, molecular function: hydrolase activity, acting on ester bonds.